CUUCAUUGACUGCAGGUAACACGAGAGCCUUUGGUCGGUAGCGGCCGCCGAAGAUGGGUAGGUAUAAAAGGCGACACCCACUGGCAGACGUCGAGCAGUUCCGCCCACUCACUCAAACCAUGAAGAUCAUCAUCCUUGGCUCCCUCUUCUUGCUGGCCUCUGCUGCCAAGCUUGACCAUCUGUCCGGGACACACCAAGGAGAACAGUAUUUUGAACGAUCCCCAAAUAACAACCUCGUUCAUAUCAAGUAUGGUAGUGAACAUGGACACGCCCACGCUCAUGGAAGUCAAUUCAUUGUGAACCAAGCUUCCAGCCAAGUUGGCAUCAGCAAUCAGUUCUCUUCCACUUCUCAAAACCAACAGGCAAACCAAGGCCAAUUCUCCUCACAAGCUCAGCAGAGCAACAGAAAUCAGUUCUCUGAUCAAGGUCAAGUAAAUAUUGAAAGCCAGUUCUCUGGACAAAACCAACAAAACAUCAACCAGUUUUCUUCCCAGCAAGGUAACAGGAAUCAAAUUUCCUCCCAAGUCCAGCAAGGACUUGCAAAUCAAUACUCCAACCAGAACCAGUUGAACAGAAACCAGAUUCAGUCUCAGAUCCAACAGGACCAGAGAAACCAAUUUUCUCUUCUCAGCUCACAAAACCUUGGCAACCAGUUUUCAUCUAAAACUCAACAAGGAUCUGUGCAACAAUUUUCUACCCAAAACCAACAAGCAGGAGGCAACAGAUUCUCUUCUUUGACCCAACAGAAUAACGCAAACCAGUUUCAGUCUCAAAACCAACAGAAUGCAGCUCAGUUGACUUCACAGAGUCAACAAGGACUCAGAGAUAGGUUCUCUGUUCAAAGCCAACAAGGUAACCUUCAGAGCAACAGGAACCAAUUUUCCCUCCAGAAUCAGCAGAACAAUCAGUUCUCUACUCAGACCCAGCUUGGUAACAGAAACCAGUUUUCCACCUCUACCACAGGUCAGUUCAGUAACAGGAACCAGUUGCCUACCUUGGAACAGCAGACAAAUAGGAACCAGUUCUCUGGCCUAACCCAGCAGUUUGGCACCACCCAAGGCAACAGGAAUCAACUUUCUGUCCAGAGUAACAGGAAUCAGCUCUCCACUCAAAGUAACAGGAACCAACUCUCUACUCUGAACCAAAGUAACAGGAACCAACUCUCUACUCUGAACCAAAGUAACAGGAACCAGUUCUCUACUCUGGACCAAAGUAACAGAAACCAGUUCUCUACUCAGAACCAACAAAGUAAUAAGAACCAGUUCUCUACUCUGACUCUUGCUAACAGAAAUCAAUUCUCUACCCAAGGUCAGCAAGGUAACAGGAACCAGUUCUCCACCCAAGGUCAACAGAGUAACAGGAACCAGUUCUCUCUUCAGAGUCAACAGAACAACAGAAAUCAAUUGUCUGCCUCCCUCCAAAGCCAACAGAACAACAGAAACCAAUUCUCUACCCAAAACCAACAGAACAACAGAAACCAAUUUUCUAGCCAAAGCCAACAAAACAACAGAAACCAAUUCUCUACUCAAAGCCAACAGAGCAACAGAAACCAAUUCUCUACCCAAAGCCAGCAAAACAACAGAAACCAGUUCUCUACCCUGAACCAGCAAAACAACAGAAACCAGUUCUCUACCCUGAACCAGCAGAAUGACAGAAAUCAGUUCUCUACAUCCAUCCAGGGUCAAGUAAUCAGUGGAAACCAAUAUUCUGCUGGCAGCCAGGAAACCAACAGAAACCAGUUUGCGACACAGAAUCAACAAAACAGGGGGGUCCAGUAUUCUAAUCAGGGCAGCCAAGGCUUAAACCAGAGAUACAGUUUCAGUGAUAACCGUUUCAGUGACCCAAACCUUGUUGAUGUUAAGCAGACUAACUUGCAAACUUCCAUCAGUUCCUCAGGUGGUCAGUCAUCUUUUAGCAACAACAACCAAUACCAGACUAAUCAGAAUGUUGGUAGUACGAGCUUCCAAGUACCCCAGACUGGCAGCAUUUCCCAGCGAACCCAAAAUCAGGACAGUAACCAAUUCCGGCCAAGCCAGAACCGAGGGAGCAGCAUCCAGUCAUCAUUGAGCCAAGGAUCAGGCACUUUACAGUUUAGCCAGAAUGCAGGUGCCAUCAGGCCUCAACAGAACCAAAAUCAGUUCUUGAGCCUUUCCCAGAGUCAGGGCAACCGAGAUACUUUCCAAACAACACAGAACCAGUUGAACAGAGUGAACAACCAGCAGCAAUUCUCAGGUGCGCAGGUACAAAAUGCAAAUAAUCAGUUCCAGUUCAACCAGCAAAACCAACAUUCACUGCAGUUCCAGACCUCUGAGAUGAAAGAGAUUGCUGGACAUAUUCAAAGUAUUAAUGGCGACAAGAUUCUUGGAGUGUUCCAGACUUUCUUUGUACCACCAACUUCCAAUCUGUUCGAAGGCACCACAUCAUCAAGUUUCUCAUGCGCUGCCUUUGGCCAAGGAUACUACGCUGAUCAAGAUAGUAACUGCCGGAUGUUCCAUGUGUGCACUCCCGUCCAGACUCAGGAUGGCGCUGCUACACAGUACAGAUUUACAUUCCGAUGCGGAGAAGGUGAGCAGUUUGACCAGAAUACUUUGACUUGCUCAAGGUCUUCAAACACUUGCUCUUCUGCUAGCUCCAUCUUUACUAGGAGCCACCAGGAUUCCCAGAGCUUGUUCUCCGGAUUUUCUUCACCUGCUGGACCUACCAGCAACAGCAUCUGCUAUCUGGCCAACAACCAAAUCAUCACUGGGGUCCGCAAAUAGAUUUGAUUGUAACGCAUCCAACACCAGCUUCCUUCCUGAAUUGCGACUCAACGGAAAAUCAUUAAGCAGGACAUAACAGAAGCCUCAUAUGUACAGAAUGCUAUUUUGGCAUAGUAACAUCUAGUCACAUCCAUUAAAAGAAAAACAAUCACUCAGUGUCCAAGACUAGAUCAUUCUUUAUACCAACUGUUUUGUCCUCGAAUAUUUCAUUUUAUAUGUUGAUGAUGACUCACUUUCAUGACUUUGGCCUUCUUCAGUGGUGAACAACUGCAAUAUCGAAUAAACCUUACGAAAACUGGUAAGCGGUUCAAGUACCUUUUAUAAUGUACACUGAAUGACGAAUUCCAGUAAAAAUGCAUAACUUA
This is a messenger RNA of Macrobrachium nipponense, 3124 nucleotides long. RefSeq names its product protein kinase 4-like. NCBI's taxonomy places the organism in Eukaryota, Metazoa, Arthropoda, Malacostraca, Decapoda, Palaemonidae. The record is from RefSeq and is a predicted model, not a curated record. The transcript has 5 exons. Bases 54 to 2759 code for a protein of 901 amino acids. Gene Ontology annotation, cellular component: extracellular region. Gene Ontology annotation, molecular function: chitin binding.